AUGUGUCAUAGAGGAUGUAUGUUUGCACCUAUAAAAAUUUGGCAUAAAUGGCAUGUUAAAACCAAUUUAAAUCAAAAAAUAUAUGUCACUGUGUCAUUGUUAGCAGCAUCAUCAAUUUCAGAUUUGGUUUUAACACAUGGACAUAGAAUUGAAGAGUGUUAUAGUUUGAAUUUAUUACAAUUGGCACCAGGUGGUCAUUUGGGUAAUUUAUUAUCUGGUCUCAAAGUGCUUUUGGAUGAUUUGUUUGGCACCUAUAGAAGAUCUUCUUUCUUGAUGAAAUAUUUUCAGUACUAA
Molecule: messenger RNA, 294 nt
Organism: Entrophospora sp. SA101
Lineage: Eukaryota; Fungi; Glomeromycota; Glomeromycetes; Entrophosporales; Entrophosporaceae
Source: the annotation of a GenBank genome assembly